AUGGCAGCAGCAGGAUCAGUAAAUUCAACAAAAUUCCCUCUGUUAGAUAAGCAACUGUUAUUCAACAUUAGUAAGAAAUGACUUGCAUGAAGAGAAUAUUUUCCAAGACCCGCCGCAUUACAGUCGGACGCCUUGUUGGAGUCACGCUAACCUCUGGCAGAUGUUUCCAUGCGGAACUAGUCAGAACCGAAUCCAGCGGACUGCCCAUUGUUCAUCACAGCAAGUAUGUGUGCGACCUUCCAGCAAACCACAGGUUUCCAAUGUCCAAGUUCCCUAGAGUUUUACAUUUUUUACUUCAAGACCAAGUCAUCACAGAGAGACAGGUGUGGGCUCCUGAGAUUGCCUCGAAAGACUUGCUCGGCGCUGUGCAUACUGAGGAUUACCUGAACAACUUUAUAAGCGGAAGAAUAAACGAGCAAGAGCAGCGCAGGACGGGUUUUCCUUGGAGCGAGGGCAUCGUACGACGGUGCCGAUAUGAAACGGGUGGGACUGUUCUUGCUGCUGAAGUCGCUCUACAAAGGGGUCUGGCCUGCAGCACGGCGGGGGGAACCCAUCAUGCUUUCCCCAGCUACGGCUCGGGGUUCUGUCUCCUCAAUGAUUUAGCAGUUGCAGCCAAGUACCUCAUGAACAGCUCAUCAAGGAAGAGAACGGUUUUAAUCGUGGAUUUAGAUGUGCAUCAGGGUGACGGCACCGCUUUCAUAUUUAAAGAUGAGCCAUCUGUGUUUACAUUUUCAGUGCAUUGUGGGAAAAAUUUCCCCGUCCGUAAACAACAGAGUGACCUGGAUAUUAGCGUGGAGGAUGGGCUGGAAGACAAGGAGUAUCUCUCCACAGUUGCAGAGCACCUACCCUGGCUGCUGGAGACUUUUCGUCCGGACCUGGUUCUGUACGACGCUGGUGUUGACCCACAUUGGGAAGAUGAACUCGGGAGACUCCGUCUGACCGAUCAAGGGCUCUACCAGAGAGAUCUUUAUGUAAUGAAGACUGUGGUGAAGAGAGGUGUUCCUAUUGCUACUGUUAUUGGUGGGGGAUAUUCCAGAGACAUCGACAAAUUGGCCCUCAGACACUCCAUCGUCCACAGAGCAGCUACUCAGGUUUGGAGGGAGUGUGGAAUGUAAAACCAUAGGUGCCGUGACCGUUAAGAACCACUAAAUAAAAAAACAACAAAAAAAAAGGCUGACAAUUUGUACCUUUGUUGUUUCGUCGUUGGUUUUGUUGUAUGGAAUUUAGACAAAGGAGUUUACAUGUGAUUAAAUGUUCACCUUUUGUUACUCAAACAGACUAACAUAAAAAUGCUCAAUGUGCAAACAUAAAAAAGUACUGGAAAGACAUAGCCUAACGGGAGCAUAUGUGGAAAUUAAUGUGGAAAAAAGGUUUUAUGGAACCGCAAUUAAGAAAUUAAGAAAGACUUUUGAUAGUCUAAACAUGGUAAGUUUUCUAAAGGUUUGAAACGUCUUCUCACAGUCAUGUCUUCUCACAGAAGAAAAGAUAACCGCGGAGAACAAAAGAUGGCGCUGAUAUAGCAGUAAAGGCAAAGACAUGUUGAUGCAUAUCAAUAUGAGUAUAAUCAGAUGCAUGAUUAUAAACAUAAUGGGAUGCA
Molecule: messenger RNA, 1597 nt
Organism: Gambusia affinis (western mosquitofish)
Lineage: Eukaryota; Metazoa; Chordata; Actinopteri; Cyprinodontiformes; Poeciliidae
Gene: hdac12
Product: histone deacetylase 12
Exons: 8
Coding region: 78-1115 (345 amino acids)
Molecular function (GO): histone deacetylase activity
Source: RefSeq, a predicted model, not a curated record